Messenger RNA from Momordica charantia (bitter melon), 1969 nucleotides. RefSeq names its product terpene synthase 10. Gene Ontology annotation, biological process: diterpenoid biosynthetic process. The record is from RefSeq and is a predicted model, not a curated record. NCBI's taxonomy places the organism in Eukaryota, Viridiplantae, Streptophyta, Magnoliopsida, Cucurbitales, Cucurbitaceae. Gene Ontology annotation, molecular function: terpene synthase activity; magnesium ion binding.
CCAAAGUUCUUCAGCAUAAUAUCAAAUCCACAGUCCUCUCUCUUUCCAUGGCUCUUCACCAGUUUCUUUCUUCCUCCCCAAUGACCCAUUUCACCAAACAAGUUUCCUUUAGUCUCGAGCCUUCUUUUGUCCCUCGUGUUGUUAAAGCAAAAGGCAUUGCAACAAUGUCUUCUAACACGACCAUCGUUCGACGCUCUGCAAAUUUUCAUCCUUCUAUUUGGAAAAAUGAAUUCAUCCAAUCAUUGUCAAGUGAAUUUAUGGGAGAAACAUAUGUAGAUCGUUUCAACAUGUUAAAAAAAGAGGUAGAAGGCAUCAUGAAUCAUAUAAUUGACGACCCUCUGAAACAACUCGAUCUUAUCGAUACCUUACAACGACUUGGAAUCUCAUACCACUUUGAGAAUGAGAUUAAGGGUAUACUGGAAAGAAGAUACCGCAGUGAUCAAGGAAAUAAUAGUUGCAAGAAAAUUGAUGUCUAUGCAACAGCUCUUGAAUUUAGACUCAUGAGGCAACAUGGAUUUAGUGUUUCACCAGAGGUCUUCAAUAACUUCAAGGACAGAACAUCACAUUUCAGCACAUAUUUAUGUGUGGAUAUAAAAGGAAUGAUGUCUUUAUAUGAAGCUUCGUUCUUAUCUAUUGAAGGUGAAAACAUUUUAGAGGACGCAAAAAAUUUUACGACCAACUGCUUAGAGAAAUACAUCACAUCGAGUAGGAAUGAACUCGAUGUAGCCAUUGUUAGACAUGCUUUGGAGCUUCCCUUGCAUUGGAGAGUGCCUAGACUGGAGGCAAGGUGGUUCAUUGACAUAUAUGAAAGAAAAGCCCAUAUGAAUCCUAUUCUUCUUGAAAUUGCUAAAUUAGAUUUCAACAUGGUACAAUCUAUCCACCAGGAAGAUCUUAAAUAUGCGUCCAAGUGGUGGAGAAGCAUUGGCAUUGCAGAAAAGUUGAGCUUUGCAAGAGAUCGAUUGAUGGAAAGUUUCAUGUGGACAGUAGGCAUUGGAUUUCAACCUGAACUUGGAUAUUUUAGAAGAAUGUCUACCAAGGUUAAUGCAUUGAUAACAGUUAUUGAUGAUGUCUAUGAUGUUUACGGCACAUUGGAAGAACUUGAGCUCUUCACUAAUGUGGUAGAAAAAUGGGAUAUUGUUGCAAUGGAACAACUUCCUGAUUACAUGAAACUAUGUUUUCUUGCUCUCUACAAUACGAUUAAUGACAUGACUUUUGAACUAUUAAGAGACAAAGGAGUAAAUGUCAUCCAAUGCCUUAAGAAAUCGUGGGUAGAUUUGUGCAAAUCUUAUAUGUUGGAGGCAAAGUGGUAUCAUAAUGGUUAUAAACCAACAUUGCAAGAAUAUUUGGACAACGCAUGGGUUUCAAUAUCAGGCACAGUCAUAUUAGUUCAUGCAUAUGUUCUUGCGACAUCUCCAAUGGUAAAGGACGAUUUGGAGAGUUUGGAGAACAAUAUUGAUAUAUUCCGUUGGUCAUCCACGAUCUUGCGACUUGCCGACGAUCUAGGAACAUCAUCGGAUGAACAAAUAAGAGGGGAUGUUCCAAAAUCAAUACAAUGUUAUAUGAAUGACACCGGAGCUUCGGAGGUUGAUGCUCGCAAGCAUAUCAAAUAUUUGAUUGAUGAAACAUGGAAGAAGUUAAACAAGGUUGCGGAAGACAAUUCUGUUUUUUCUCAACUGUUCGUUGAGAUGGCUAAAAAUGUUAGUCGAACCGCUCAAUGCAUGUAUCAAUAUGGGGAUGGACAUACGAUAGAACAUCAAGAAACGAAGGAUCGUGUGGUGUCUCUACUUAUUCAACCUAUUCCUACUACAACAAAUAUCACAUGUGAUAACAUUGAAAAAUUGUUAUUGUAGAACUUUCCACAGCGUUUCGAUAACGCCGUGGUAGGUGAUGUUGAAAGUCUUUGAAUUUUGAAUAAUGUUUUUUCUACGCUAUGUUUAAUGCUAUAAAAUUUUACUUUUCGAUUUCAUAA